GCCACGCCUCUUUGAUCCGCUACUGUGAGGCGGAGCAGCGUUCCCGCUGAACUCUACCUGAAAACAUCUGUCCCCCAUAUUCACCCUCCCUCGCGGCUGUAGAGCGAAUAGAACACAGCCCGCGGCCUCGACCGCACUCAGAGAGCUGCGCGCAGGCGGACAGAGCCCGGAUGUUUGUUUAGUUUUGGUAGAAAUGAGAGAAAUGCUGUCGGAGCGGCGCUGAAUGAGAGCGGAGCUACAGAGCAGAGAGAAGAAGGUGGUGGAGAGGCGCCUCGGCUCCGGAGAUCCAGCAGCACCUCCUCCUCCCCGCUGAUUCCGCUCUCCGCCCGGACUCCUCGGGAGAAUGAGGAGCGGGUCUCUGAAGGUGCUCCAGUCGGCGGCGGUGACUCCUGAGCGACGGUUAAUGGCUCUGUUUGAGUAGAGAAAGUGUGGAAAAAGAGAUUGAGCAACUCGAGUUUACCCUCCAGACUCUGAAUCACGAGUUCACCUCCCUCUCCCUCUCUUCUACCUGCGGAAACACUCGGACGGAAAAUGCUGUCCCAGCUGAGUGAGUGGUUCUGGAAUGAGAGGCUUUGGUUUCCCGUGGGUUUGGGCUGGGCUGACAUCCAAGAUCGAGAUGGUCACACCUACGCCAAAGGCUCUGACCUCUGGGUCACCCUCCCCAUUGCGCUUGCCUUCCUCAUUGUACGGCAGAUCUUCGAAAGGACAGUGGCACCUUGGCUCGCAUCAUUGAUGGGUGUAAAAGAGAAAGUACGAGUGCGGGCAGAAUCCAACCCAGCACUGGAGUCUCACUUCUGCACUGCGAGCAAACAUCCUGCACAGAGUGUGGUGGAGAGUUUAAGUAAACAAACAGGCUAUUCAGAGCUACAGGUCCAGAGAUGGUUCCGGAGACGGCGGAACCAGGAGCGACCCAACCAGCUCAAGAAGUUCAGGGAGGCCAGUUGGAGAUUUAUGUUUUACCUUCUUGCUUUCAUUGCUGGCUUGGGUGCCCUCAUUGAUAAACCCUGGCUCUAUAAAAUGGAAGAGGUGUGGAAGGGCUUCCCAACACUGACUCUGCUUCCCUCGCAGUACUGGUACUAUAUGAUUGAACUGGGUUUCUACAUGUCCCUUCUGUUCAGCGUGGCAUCUGACGUGAAGCGAAAAGAUUUCAAGGAGCAGAUUGUUCAUCAUGUGGCUACCAUCCUCUUAAUCAGUUUCUCCUGGUGUGUGAACUACAUUCGAGCUGGAACUCUCAUUAUGUUGGUGCAUGACAGCUCCGACUAUCUCCUGGAGUCAGCUAAAAUGUUUAACUAUGCUGGUUGGAGAAAGACGUGUAACUACAUCUUCAUCUUAUUUGCUGCUGUCUUCUUCGUCACAAGACUUGUGAUCUUGCCGUUCUGGAUCAUGCACUGUACGUGGGUUUAUCCAGUGACCAUCUAUCCUCCAUUCUUUGGAUAUUAUUUCUUUAAUGGUCUUAUGUUCGUGCUCCAGUGUCUACACAUCUUCUGGUUUGUGCUCAUUCUGCGCAUGGCCAUCAAGUUCCUCCCUGGAAAUCGCAUUGUGGAGGAUGAGAGGAGCGACCGAGAAGAGACGGAUGAUUCUGAAGAAGAGGACGCGCAGGAGAAAGAGAGACAUGCCAAAACGAAAAAUGGACCGCUGCAGAAUGGUCAUUCUCCAUCCAACAACAACCACCGCAAGAUGGAGUAAUGGAGUGGAGGGGAGGAUGGAGAUUAUCGGCGAUGAAACAUGAUCUAGUCCUCCAUAGCUGCCUGUAGCGUGUACACACACACACACACACCACAAGAGUAAGACCAGUAGACCGAGGCAGGGCAAGUGGACACUUGAAUUAAAAAACAAAAAAAACACACAAACAACUAGAUAAAUAAAAAAUAGCCUACAAAUAUACACACUCAUAGAGACACAUUUUACCAAGUGUUAGAAGCUGAUCUACCACACAUUCAAACACUAAUCCUAAUAGUCCCCGCAACCAGACUUGAAGCCAAUAACUAUAAAUGUUUUAUUUUUUUGUGGUCUAUGCACUAAAAAUGCACAAAAUUCAAGGGGAUCUUGAGGCAGCGAGUAAAAUCUGGACUUGGUCUUGGUGGUUAUUCCUAGUCCAGUGUAUGACCUGCCUAGUGCCUUGUUAAAGGAGUGCUCCAGUAUAUUCCACCCUAAUCUCUGUCUGCCACAUCAGUAAAAUACAUAAACAAAUAUAUAACUUAAAAAAUUCUAAUAAUAAAUAAAAAAACAGAAGUACUAUUGAAACAUCUUAUAGAAGCUUAGUUUCGACAGUUGUCCUUCUGUAUGUGAUUGUUCAAUGGCAGCUGGAGAUCCGAUUGUAAAAUGCUGAAGCAUCCCUUUAAUGUUGGACCUGCACUCGUUCCCCAACUUUUCUUUCCAGCCUGUUGCCUUUUCUGUCUCGUCACUCGCAGGUCACUGUCCCACUCAUCUGCUCUUUUAUAUCUCUCUCACAGGUAAAAAUCUCUCUGGCUAGAAAGUCCCAUUACUUGCGUACUUCUCGGAUACACUCUCAACUCUUGGCUAAAAGAUUUCGACUUCAUUCCGUGUGCAGUUUCCCAGUUUCAGUAAGUGGCCUUUAGCUGAGUCUCCCAACACAUUCCUGUGUACGUACCCACACGCUCACUCCAACAGGCACACACAUACUAACACACACUGCCAAGAGCCCUCCUUACUGAACUAUACUUGUUUCACUUGCACUAUUAUGUGUGUUAAAUAGCCUAAUCUUGCUGUACACUAGCGCUGCCCUAUAAGAUUAUCUUCUAGAACCUGGUUCUUGAGGACCAAUAGCAAUGCACUGCUUAGAGUUUUCCCUGCUUAGAGGAGAACAGAUCAGACAAUUGACACAUUGACCUAAAUAUGCUCUGUCCACUAAUGUUUUUUUUUAGGUUGCAAAGGCUUUGCAGAGAAAGGUUAGUUAACAUUUAGCCUGACCUAAUAAAAAAAAAACUGUAGCUCAUUUUUUGUUUAAAAUGUCGUAGAUUACUCAACUUUAACCUCUCCGGUGUUAAAUUAGCUCUAUAAGUUGCUAUCUCCAAAUACAAUUGUCUCACUAUAGAGCUAGGCAGCUAGCUAAAAUAAUAGAACUAUCCAGGCUGAAUAUCACACCACAAACAAAUUUGCCACAAUGCUACCAUUAGCCUGAUUACAUUUAAAAAAAAGCUAUAUGUAAUCGAUCCAUACAAGGAAUUUUUACGCACAUCCGAAAUAAAUAUCCAUGGCGCUAAUAAUGAUCUCGAAAUGUAGAUGUUUUCCUAACUACGUUGCUCGCUACAGCUUCUCAUUACACUUAAUGAGAUUUUUGGCCAAGAUUCAGCAAACCUUGUCCAACCCUGCAACAGUAGCUACGCAAACGAGCACUUUUGUGGGCAGAGCAUGAAUAGAGAUGGAUCAAUAACACAAAGACUCUGAGUGUUCAGUCAGGGAACACACUAACCCGUGCUUGGCUCGGACCCCUCCCUCCAGGACCACUAGGUUUGGCUCAGCCGAGCCGCUUGUGCUGCCACGACGUCCCGCUGCGGGAGCGACCAGUAGCUAAAUCACCAAAUGUUUAAAUGUUCAAAUGUUCUGCCUUUUUGUGUGUCAACUUUUCUUCGUUUUUUUUUUUUCUGUUGCGUUGUAAUGGGGACUAAAAUAAUAUAUCUAAACCAGCUUUAGAAGUUGCUGGUUUUGCUUGAAUCACUUAUUUAGAUGCUUUUGUCCUAAAACAAAGCAUAUCGCAUAUCCAAGGAGAGGAAUUGUUUUAAACACAAAAGAUAAGAGAUUCAGUGUUGAUUGUUUAAUUUGAUUGUUUAUUUCUUUGGUCUUGCUCUCAUCUCUGAAAUGAGAGAGAAUGCAGAGAGUGUUCAGUUCAAAGUUUUAUUGAUUUUGUUUUAUCUUUGUUUUCUUUUAUUGGUUUUCAUUCUAGUUUUUUAUUUUUAUUUGAGGCAUCAAUUUAUGAGGUUUAAUACUGAAAACCACAAAAUAUAGUUUCUUAUUUAGUUGAUAUUGCCUGUAAACAUUUCUUGUAAGUGGACUGAUAUUACCCGUUUGAUGUUUUUGUUAUAUGGGCCUGUGGGCCUUCUGUAGAGUAGUAGUGGAAACUACCUUUCGGUGGAGCUAGGACUGUUCUAAAGUCAGUACGGAACGAACAAAUAAAAGACUGCUUUGCUCCUGGCAUCAUAAAUCUGCAAAAAAUAUGAUUUUGUAGAAAACAAUAAAAAUCUACUAUGAAAACAGCUUUUUUUUUAGAAUAACAGAUACAAAUUAAGUUUAAUCUCCCAUAUCUUAAGAAUACAUCAGUAUUUAUCCAUUUUACCAUCUGAUGCACUUUAUAAUACUACAUAAACAUCUAUCUAUCUUAGUGAAUAAGCUUGAAAUUCUAAACUGUCUGUAGGACGGCAAUGCUUUAUUAUGACUGAAGUAGAGGCUUGUGGUUUAUUGGUUUUACGGGUAACGAUGUCCCUGUAGAAAUUUGCCAUAUUCUUAAAUGUUUCUUGUUGAUUGUUUAUAUCAACCAACAUUUCUCUAGUUUCGAAGGUGCAACAGGAUGCUUCACAGAGUAAAAAUACAGAGUGAUAAAAGACUGAAAGAAAGAUAAGAACACAUGAGACCAGGAAUAUGAUUCUAGUUAAGGUUUACAUGUUUAGGUCCUUUAUGUUUAUUUUAUUACAUCAGAGAUGAUGGAAGAUCCAGUCCUUGUGUUUAUCAUUAGUGUCAAUUGAUUAUUUUAUUUUAUUUUCCCCCUUAUAUAUUCAUAUAUGUAUUUACUCUCCCCCCCCCCCCAUCUAAAUGCCUUAGUUCUUCUAUAGUUGUGCUUUGUAUUUGCUUAUAUAUGUUUUUUCUAGCUCUAUUCUACCUUUAUUACAAACUAGGGGUGGGUGAAAUGUCAGAAAUGCAAUAUCAUGAUGUUUAGAGACAUUCUCAUGAAACUGUAUACUUCUCAUCAGAAAAUGGUUGUAAUAAUCCAUCCCAUACUACCUGAAUAUUCUCACACAAUUCCUGCAGCUUUUGCAGUAGAGGUGGAGUGUUGAUAGCACUUCCAAAAGCACUGCACACAUUUUUUGUCAGCCAGGGAUAAGUGGGGAUAGGUAGACACAGGUGCUGGCUAUGGCAAACCACCUGUGUCUUCAAGGCAUUCUCUUAAGACAGCAGCAGAGCAAGGAGUGUGUUCCAACAGUUGCCUCCACCCAAAUAAAAACAGGACUCGUCACUAAAGGUGACCUGCUGUCAUUCUCCAUGAGUUACUCCAUGGCAGUCCGAUAUGACACCAUUGCAGUCUUAGGAGGAUGUUGAAAUGGUGUGAAUGUAGUCAUGUGUUGUGCAGCCGUCUGCCAGUGGUGCUGGCACUAACAGUAUGACUCGCGGAGGGAAGUCUUUUUGGAACUCUCCUCAGCUGCUCUGAUUGCUUUUGAACUCUUGUCUCAGGCAUACUUUGUUUCCAAAGGACACUACAAGCAGUACUAAAGUCGAUAUGGAGGUAUGUGCAACAGAGAUUACCUUAUAUAUUUAGCCAGGUACAGAGUAAAGGCCCAUCAAAUCUAUUCAUCAAUCAUUCUCUGGUCCAAAUUAGUUGAUGAGUUUCUUUACUUGGAGCGUUUUCUCCCUUUGUUUGGUUUGGUUUCACACAGGCAUCAAUAAACCACGUGAGCAGGCUGUGUCCUCUGAUUGGUCAGAGCUGUCUGGCGAGGAAGUAAAUAUAAAUUUAUGAAAAAAGUAAAAAUAGCGAGAGGAUUCUGUGUUUCAGCGCGUCUAUCUGUGCUUUAACACUGAACGCUGAAACGCUGCGCUUUUAAACAGUGUUUCUGCGUGCAGCGCAGAUGUAAGCAUAGUAAACCACGGCUGUGAGAAGUGAACAAAGCACAGACUGCACGUGCAUGGACACAGCGUUUGUUCAUAGCUGUGGCAUUCAGCGUUAUCUGGCUAAUAUAUCAGAUUAAACUGCGUCGCAUCAGCAGUUUAGCUGAAAUAAAUUGACUAUAUUUAAUAGCUGGGUCGAAUCGAGACUAGAUCAUGUUUAUCAUGCUCUAGGUGGUCUCGGACCGUUUCUUUUGAUCCGUACUCGAGUGCGAUUACAGUUUUCACACCAGCUCAAUCGAACCUCACUAAUGUUACAAACGGACAAGAUUUCGUUUUAACCAGACCAAAUAGUGCAUAGAUGUGAAAACGCCCUUAGUUCUGUGUAGAUCCUCUGCAUUAACUAAAUAUCGCUUAAAUCACUUUUUUAAGGACACAGUCAGCCAGUGUAGAAGUACUAAUUAUGUCCACAAUAUGCUCAUAUCCUGAUAGUGAUGUCAUCGUAUCACCCACCCCUAGUAAAGCCAUGCUAAAGCUUACAACACUUCUCUAGAUCCUGCUCAACAGAUUCCGCCUGGAAUUCUUCCAGUACACAGUGGUGUACUGUGUGCCUAUGCCAGUGUGAUUUGCAUCAACAUGAAUGUUCUGCAGCUUUGGCUUUAGGUCAUUUUGUUGUCGUGUCCUACACUAAGUACAGCUGUUAAUCAGCUGCUUCAUAGCUCAUCAGCACACACUGACUCUGGAUCUGAUUCCAGUCUGAUCCAGACAGAGAAACGAUUCCCAGUUAGCACUCACCAGACUCUAGGAGUCUAGAAAAAAAGAAGAUUAAGAUUCUGGGUGUUUUUAUCCGAGCUCCUAGUUAGUUUUCCCUCGCUUCCGUCUUUCCUCGCUCUUGUCUCUUUUCCACGUUUAAAGUCAUCACUCCUUCCAGGCUUGACGCCAAGACCAAUCCAACCAAACGAUUGUCACCGCGUGUUGCCUUCAGCGGUCCCAAACACACAUUAAACAUGAGUGUCUCAACUGCCAGUGUUUUUAUGUUAUUUUGUAUUGCCUUUAUGCAAUGUAAGAUAAAAGACUUGUGGAAAACUGAA
Molecule: messenger RNA, 6863 nt
Organism: Astyanax mexicanus (Mexican tetra)
Lineage: Eukaryota; Metazoa; Chordata; Actinopteri; Characiformes; Acestrorhamphidae
Gene: cers2a
Product: ceramide synthase 2a
Exons: 11
Coding region: 532-1686 (384 amino acids)
Biological process (GO): ceramide biosynthetic process
Cellular component (GO): membrane
Molecular function (GO): sphingosine N-acyltransferase activity; DNA binding
Source: RefSeq, a predicted model, not a curated record